Boleophthalmus pectinirostris (great blue-spotted mudskipper) is the source of this 1491-nucleotide messenger RNA. It is a transcript of the gene mis18a, whose product is annotated as MIS18 kinetochore protein A. Gene Ontology annotation, biological process: CENP-A containing chromatin assembly; chromosome segregation. Gene Ontology annotation, cellular component: nucleus; chromosome, centromeric region; chromatin. The coding region runs from base 70 to 795 and encodes 241 amino acids. The record is from RefSeq and is a predicted model, not a curated record. The transcript is spliced from 5 exons. NCBI's taxonomy places the organism in Eukaryota, Metazoa, Chordata, Actinopteri, Gobiiformes, Gobiidae.
CUGUGACUAAUUUAAAUCACUCCCUGUACAAUAUGAAAAUCAUUAUAUCGAUCUAUAGCAUGUGCACUAAUGUAUGUGCAAGUGUUCAGCAUAAAAUGGAAAUACAAACCAGAUUCUAACUCAAAAACGAAGACGGAAACGAGUUGUAUUAUAUUUUUCUAUCUCCGCCUACUCGAGAGUUCAAAAAAGUGUGGGACAGAAGUUCAGAUGGCGACCAGAGAAAAAAUAGCUCAACAACACCCUGCUGAAUCUCUAGAUAAGACUUUUGACACAAGUACAAACCCCUCAAUUAUUGAAGAAAGGUUAUUUGGACACAACGAAGAAGAAGAAGCGGAUGAUGACGGGCCUGUAGUGUUUUUCUGCGGGAAAUGUAAGCUGCCCGUCGGUGACUCCUUCUCGUGGGAUGGUAGUGAGGACUCCCAGAAUCAAAUACGUUUAAAAAAAAUUACUGAUAAUGUCGUGGUUGGAAAGGAGAAACGUAUGUAUGAACCAGACAAAAAAUCUCCAUGUCUGGUUGUGGACCUCAUUUGUCAAGGAUGUCGUUCUGUGAUUGGAGUGGUUUAUUCGUCUACACCCAAGCAACUGGACCACAAGAGGUAUACCUUCUGCCUCAAUGUAGCAGACAUUGACAGUUAUGUGUUGGGCUCUGCAAACCAGAUGUUGUCAGCAGAGGGCCCCGAUGAGCAGCCGGUGACACUGGAGUACAGAGGCAUUGUGGAGCAACAGCUGAGAGAGAUAAAAUUGAUGGUGGUGUCUAUGGCGCAGAGACUGGAGGAGAUCGAAUCUGGCCUGUAAGAACGAUGUGACGUACCCUCUGACUAUGAUAAACCUCCUUGGUGGGUUCUUCUUUUCAAGAUGGAAGCAGCGUUCAUUUCGUAUUCCUAUUUUGUACAAUCUUUACCUAUAUUUGAGCCCUGUUUUCCAUUCGACCAUCACUAUCGCUUUGUCCUAGCCCUCACCUUGCACACAAACGCGUACAGUCGCUCAGCUCCUUUGUGGUGCUUUUACCGAUGGCGAAACAAAGCGCGGCCACACUUGUAAUCAAUCACACUGUCAGCUGGCCUCUCGCGGUGCAUGACAACAUCUCCACCGGUGAAGCAGAGAAAGUAUAAGCCCAGCCUGCGCCCUGAGCUGAAUGUUUAUUUGUCCAGGAUUUCAUCAAGCUCCAACCUGCACUCUCAGCAGAAAGCGGUAUCGAUCCGGCCACCAAACACAUACACACACACACACACACACACACACAUACAUUAGCCUUUGUUCUCUUCGAAAUGGAAAGACCAAACCGCAUCUUGUUGCUUACAUUGACACUGUUGCACACCAUGGCCUUAUAGCUUUUAAAGGUUUUGUUUAUAGAGGCCCGUUCAUAAAAAAAUCCAUUUUUUGUUUGUGACUUCCUGUUCAUGUUAACCUCUUUGUUCAGUGCCAGUUGUUUAUUUUUCAUAUAAUGCACAUUGUUUUGUAGUAAUAAUAAAUUGUUUAAAAUUUUCAAAA